This is a messenger RNA of Cuscuta europaea, 1694 nucleotides long. Lineage: Eukaryota; Viridiplantae; Streptophyta; Magnoliopsida; Solanales; Convolvulaceae. The record is from the annotation of a GenBank genome assembly.
UUAGUAACGUGUGAUGUAAACGUGUCAGUCUUCUGGAUGAUCACAGAACUGGGUGAAAAAAUUGAUGAACAUGUUUUUAGAUUUGAAAAUAGAAAACAAAAAAAUAGAAACACCGGAAAUAGAAAAAUUGAAAAAUAAAAAUAGAAAAUUGAAGAAAAGCUGGAUGGCUUGGAAUUCCAGUCAUAGCUGAUUCAGAGGAGAGUUGUAAGCGACCGACGGUUGCCUGAAUGGAAGCUCGAAGUGAAUGUCAUGUGGUGGCGAUGCCGUACCCCGGCCGCGGCCACAUCAACCCAAUGAUGAACCUCUGCAAGCUCAUCUCCGCCCGCCGCCCCCUCACACUAUUCACCUUCAUUCUCACUCAGGAGUGGUACGGAUUCAUCCGCUCUGACCCAACCCCGGAAAAUAUCUGUUUCCUCACCGUCCCCGAUGUCAUCCCAUCUGAAAUCGGCCGAGCGAAAGACUUUCCGGGCUUCUACAGAGCCACCGAGACCAAGCUGGAGGCGCCGGUGGAGGAGAUUCUGGACAGGCUGGAGCGACCUAAGCCGAAUGUGAUUCUUCAUGACACGUACUUGCCUUGGGUGGUUUCGCUUGGGAUCCGGAAGAAUAUUCCGGUGGUUUCGCUUUACACCAUGUCGGCCACCGUGUUUUCCGUGUUUCAGCAUUGGGACCUUCUUGUUCAGAAGGGCCACACCAAUAAUUCCAAUAUUUCAGAGCUAGUAAACUAUAUUCCUGGAGUUGCAGCAAUUAAAGUUUAAGAUCUUCCCACUCCUGUUAUUGGCAAAGGCAAAGAAUUGAUAGAUGAUGUCCUUAAAGCCUUCUUCUCUAUGGUCCCUAAAGCACAAUACCUUUUAUUCACUUCUGUCUAUGAACUCGAAGCUUCCGCUAUUGACGCUUUAAGGGAAAACCUCUCCAUCCCGAUCCACCCAAUAGGCCCUGCCAUCCCUUACUUUGGCACCAAAGAACAACUCUCUCCGGUCAUUGCUGAUGAGAAUCAAGAAUCAGACAAUGUCAUCAAAUGGCUAAACGCUCAGGCAAAAAGCUCCGUCCUGUACAUAUCACAAGGGAGCUUCCUAUCGGUCUCGAGCGCUCAAUUGGAUGAGAUCAUAGCUGGCGUGCACGAGAGUGGGGUUAAGUAUCUAUGGGUCGCACCUGGAGGGGACAUAGACACUUCUCGGUUUCAUAGACGAAAUGGUGAUGGGGGUUUGGUUGUGCCUUGGUGCAACCAGUUUAAGUUCUUGUGUCAUCCUUCUGUGGGCGGGUUUUGGUCACACUGUGGUUGGAACUCGACGAAAGAAGCCGCCUUUGCGGGCAUCACGUUUCCUAUAUUUUGGGACCAGACCACAAACAGCGAGCUCAUUGUCGGGGUAAAGGUGCAGAAAGGGGAUGGAAGUUUGGUCAUGAGGGAUGAGAUAUGUGGGCUGUUGAGGAGAUUCAUGGAUAUGAAGGAGAUGAGGAAAAGAGCAAAGAUGGUUCGAGAAACAUGUCAAAACUCACUGAAGAAAGGCCUUCAUCUCAUAGAACAAUCAUUGCUAGCAUCGGUCUCAUUGUAUCUAUAAUCUAUUUUCAAUAAAAUCAUUGUUAUCUAUUUGAAGAUGUGAUUUUUUCUCACAACACUGAGAAAAACUUAUGUUAGAGGAACCAAUACGGACAUGGAUUUAACUUUCAUUUAUAUUUAAAAAAAAAAAACAGGCCCU